UACCCAGCUCCUUGGUUUUCCCCCUCUUCUCUCUUCACUUUAUAGGAUAAUUAUAUAUUGCACCGUUCACUUCCUCUUUCACCAUCCUCUCUGAGCUCUUCCUCUCAUUUUCAGAAACUUCUGUGAAUAACAGAGCCAAUGGGUGAGGAAGCUAAGCAGGAACAAGCUAAGGCAGAAGCAAAACCAGAGGAGAAGAAAGAAGAGAAAACAGAGGAAAAGAAAGAAGAGCCAAAGCCACCCGAGCCUUCUGUACUAUUUGUGGACUUGCAUUGCGUGGGAUGUGCAAAGAAGAUUGAGAAGUCCAUCUUGAGGAUUAGAGGUGUUGAGGGGGUGGAGAUUGAUAUGUCAAAAAACCAAGUGACAAUAAAAGGAGUAGUGGAGCCUCAAGCUGUAUGUACAGAGAUAAUGAAGAAAACCAAGAGAAGAACUCAAGUCUUGUCUCCAUUACCUGCUGCUGAGGGUGAACCUAUACCAGAAGUCGUUAAUUCACAGGUUAUUGGAUUAACAACCGUGGAACUUAAUGUGAACAUGCAUUGUGAGGCUUGCGCUGAGCAACUUAAGACCAAGAUACUCAAAAUGAGAGGAGUGAAAACAGUGACAACGGAGCUAAGCUCAGGGAAAGUCACGGUGACCGGUACAAUGGACCCGAAUCGGCUUGUCGAUUAUGUUUACAGACGUACCAAAAAACAAGCCAAAAUUGUCCCCCAACACCAACCCCAACCUGAACCCGAACCAGAGAAGCCAGAAGCAAAGCCAGAAGAGAAAAAAGAAGCAGAAAAGCCGGCUGAAGAACCAAAAUUGGAGGAAGAGAAGAAGGAAGGAGAAACUGCCGAGAAAAAGCCACCCGAAGAAGAGAAAAAAGAAGAGGCCAAGAAACAAGAAGAAGAACAGAGCAUGGUUAUUACUAGUGAUGAGCAGAGCAUGCAGGGAAUGACGGGUUAUUAUCAGCCUCUUUACUUCAUUGAGAGAAUCCCACCACCCCAGCUCUUCUCAGAUGAAAAUCCUAAUGCUUGUUGCAUUACUUAGAUUGAAACUUUAAAACUAUUUCAUCACAAGCUUUUGAUUAUGUGAUAAUAUAUAGCUUCCAAGUUCCAAUACUACCUCGUUAUAUGAUCAUCAAUACAUAACAUAAUAUAAAGAUGGUGGAUGGUUUGGGUGAAUGGAAUGAUAUUAUGUAAGAAAAA
Molecule: messenger RNA, 1184 nt
Organism: Camellia sinensis
Lineage: Eukaryota; Viridiplantae; Streptophyta; Magnoliopsida; Ericales; Theaceae
Product: heavy metal-associated isoprenylated plant protein 9
Molecular function (GO): metal ion binding
Source: RefSeq, a predicted model, not a curated record